Dreissena polymorpha is the source of this 1026-nucleotide messenger RNA. RefSeq names its product kielin/chordin-like protein. The transcript is spliced from 5 exons. The coding region runs from base 137 to 766 and encodes 209 amino acids. Gene Ontology annotation, molecular function: peptidase inhibitor activity; protein binding. The record is from RefSeq and is a predicted model, not a curated record. NCBI's taxonomy places the organism in Eukaryota, Metazoa, Mollusca, Bivalvia, Myida, Dreissenidae. Gene Ontology annotation, cellular component: extracellular region.
GAAUUUAAAUGUCAUCGGAAAUAAGAUAAAUACGUUUGAGCAAUUUAUAGAAAUACAUUUUGUCAUUGUUUAAAUAUUCACUCAAAUUGUUUCUAUACAUUUUUUUAUUGCAUUUAUAUUCGUAAAUUGUCAAACAAUGGAUACCGUUCAUUAUUUUGCAUUUAUUUGCUGUGCGAUUUGUGUUGUUUCGGCGGUAGAAAAUGUAAAAAGCGUGCUUCCACUGGAUUGUGCCCUAGUUCUAUGCGCUGCACCCGAAUGCGAUGACUCAUUCAUCCCACCAGGAGAAUGCUGUCCGGCUUGCAAAGGCAGCGGAAAACCUUGUAUUUCUAAUGGCAGAACAUACCAAGAUGGAGAGAGCUUCACAGGUGACUGCAAUACGUGCACAUGCAGAAAUGGAAUACCACUAUGUACUCUUAUUGCCUGUCAAGAUAAGCCAGGAACGUGCCCAAAAUAUCCUCCCGGAAACUUCUUGCCAUGCGUUACAUUGUGCGAUUCAGACUUUGAUUGCCCUGGGCAAGAGAAAUGUUGCUCAACCGGAUGUGGCCGCAGCUGUUCUGUUCCAGACGGUAGCUUCGCUGGUUGUGUAGUUAACGGCAAAAAGUACAAAGCAGGAGAAGAACUACCAACCGACCCUAAAGAUCCCUGUAAGCGAUGCACUUGUACGGGCGGAAAAGAGACAUGUGACUCGAUCGUAUGUCCAGCCUGCGAAGGUUACAGGCCGCCAGGUGCAUGCUGUAAUAUUUGUGGCGCCAAACCACCUUACUAAUUAUAUAAACGGAUACAAUCCAUUACCGAAUCCUUCUCUUGCAAUAUGUCAGACUGACCUAUAACAGACGAUUUACCCAACAAAGGCUGAAUGGCAUUUUAUUAUAUCAAAACCAACUGUUAACAAUUUCGUGUGUGCAAAUAAAAUAAAUAUUUUAAUGGAAUGACUAAACUGAAAUUAAUGGCGAAUAGCUUCAUUUGAUUUAUGUAGAAAUGUAUUCAUUUUUCUGUUAAAUUAAAGAUAUUAAAUUGCAAAGACAA